This is a messenger RNA of Wyeomyia smithii (pitcher-plant mosquito), 657 nucleotides long. RefSeq lists its product as uncharacterized. Bases 44 to 622 code for a protein of 192 amino acids. Lineage: Eukaryota; Metazoa; Arthropoda; Insecta; Diptera; Culicidae. The record is from RefSeq and is a predicted model, not a curated record. The transcript is spliced from 4 exons.
AAUUGCACCUCAAAUAGGAACAGUGUUAAUUCUACUCGUAGUGAUGGUUGGUUUAGCGAACCUUUCGAAAUUGCAGCUUCACGAUAGGCGGCAACGCGCCUUACAGUUUCCACUGGGAACCUCCAACGGAUUUUUGAUAGCAAUUGCAAUUCCGCUGGAGGUACCGGGAAGAAACAUUUAUUUAUCGCAUAAUUUCGAGAUGAAUUAUGGUUUACCGACGAUGCCUUUUCAAUAUCGUUUGUGGUACACAUUGUUUAAGAAUUCUGCAUACAAUGUUACGGAAGCUGUCAGAAGAAAGCGUAGGAUGGUAGAAACUCCCAAGUUCAGCCGAAGGUUUUUGUACGAACUCAUUGCCGAGAGAAUGGAUAUGUAUGGGUAUAACGGCACAGGAUGUAUCCAUAAAGCUAUCUGUGAAACGUGGGAAUCCCCGGUUCAUGAUUAUAACGGAGUGUUUGGAGAUGUUACUCAUAUUGUAUUCAGUCCGUCGUCAUCGGAAGAUGAAAAUAUUCCUCGCUCAUACUACGAAGCAGAAAACGACGGUAGCGGUGCAGACUGCUCUAAGUAUGAACAGUAUUGUCCAGUGGGAAUUUUUGAGCUGAUUUCGAAUGUCGAAUAUGAAUAAAUUUAAGGAAAUUUUUAAAAGAAUUUAUUAACACU